Molecule: messenger RNA, 1673 nt
Organism: Cercospora beticola
Lineage: Eukaryota; Fungi; Ascomycota; Dothideomycetes; Mycosphaerellales; Mycosphaerellaceae
Biological process (GO): carbohydrate metabolic process
Molecular function (GO): hydrolase activity, hydrolyzing O-glycosyl compounds
Source: RefSeq, a predicted model, not a curated record
CGAGGUUGAACGUGAACGAGCUCCAGGCCGUAAAUGUCGGGCACAGAAAGUUGUAUAUGCAACGCUCAUCCCGAGGUCCACUCGAUUCAGCAGUGGGAACUUGAGUGAUCAUGGCUCACCACACUGCAUCUUCACCAGCAUCCAGCUAUGCUGGUCCUCGAGCAUCGCCCUACAACAGUGGCAUCAACACACCGCUGGAACGACCGAACCCAUUCGACACUCCUGCUCCAUCCAGCCGACAGAGUUGGACUAGCGACGCAAGAUGCCAGAACACAAGCAGUGCGUACCUGAGAUCGUCCGAAAUGGACGCAAAAGCAUUGAGCACCAAUUACUUUCGAAGUCGUCGAAUUCGAAAAAGUGAAAUGGAAAGCCCAAAUGCUCUGGGGCGGCUCAGAAAGAAGACCAUCUUUGAACGCCAGUCCUGGAUCAUUCCUUGCUUCGGAAUCUUCAUCGGACUGUGUAUCAGCAGUGUGAUGGUAUACCUGAGCUUCAAGGACCAAAAGAGAGGCGGCAACUUCUGUCCCAUCUUCACCGAAGACUUUUCUUCAGGUCGGUUGACGCCCGAUAUCUGGACCAUCGAACAACAGGUUGCAGGCCAUAAUGGAGAGUUCGACCAAAUGUCGGAUGAUGCGGAUGUGCUGUUUGUCAAGGACGGCAUUCUUCAUAUCAAGCCAAAAUUGCAAGAUGAAAGCCUUGUCAACACGAACAAUGCCACCAUUGACCUCGGUGACCGCUGUACUGGUGAAGGCUUCUUCAACUGCUUUGCCCAUACCAACACGACCAACGGCACCAUCGUGCCGCCUGUGAAAUCUGCUCGCAUCAAUACCAAGAAAGGCGCAUCUCUUCGCUACGGCAGAGUAGAAGUUGUUGCAAAGAUGCCAAAGGGAGACUGGAUGUGGCCGGCGAUCUGGAUGCUGCCUACCGAAGACAAGUAUGGACCAUGGCCUGCAUCGGGAGAGAUCGACAUUGUAGAGACACGUGGAAACAACCACUCGUACAAAGCAGGACCAGGAGGAGGUAACAAUCUGGCAACCAGUGCUCUCCAUUGGGGUCCGGAGACGAACACGGACGGCUACCUGAAGACAGUCGAUCAGCUGGGCGCGCUGCACUCGUACUAUGGCGACCAGUUCCAUACCUUUGGACUGGAAUGGACCGAGAAUUACAUCUUCACCUAUGUGGAUUCAGUAUUGAUGCAGGUUCUGUACGUGAAAUUCAAUCGUCGAUUCUGGGAUCGUGGAAAUUUCCCGCCUGCGACUGCCAACGGGACAACAUUGAUGGACCCAUGGUCGCACACCGGACGAACUAGUACGCCAUUUGACGAGAAGUUUUAUUUGAUUCUGAAUGUUGCUGUUGGUGGCACGAAUGGUUAUUUCAAAGAUGGCGAGAGCGGCAAACCCUGGGCGGACGCUUCUCCGGUUGCGAAGAAGGAGUUCUGGGAAGCUCGGAACCAGUGGCUUCCAACGUGGGAGAAGAACGGCGAGAUGCAAGUGAAGUCGGUCAAGAUGUGGGAGAAAUGUUGAUGAUGAACAUGAAUAAUUUGAAUAGGCCUACGCCGGAAGCGACCACCGGGAAAUAAGAUGACGUCGAGAAAUACACUUUCCCAUUCGUCCAAACUCAAACUCUGUGAUCCUUGGCUUGAGUAUCUGAUUCACUUGUUCUGUUUCUCAUUUCUC